AACAACGGCUCUCACAUCUCUCUCUCUCGAUUCCCCAAUUCUGGUCAAAGCUUCUCAGUCAAACCUGACCAAAUCGAAUCCCCACCACCACCACCUCGCCACUGAUUUCGGUUUCGAAUUGCCGGCCGCCGGCCGCCAUGAGCGGCGACGUGUCGAGGUGCGCGAGGCACCCGGCGCAGCCCCCCUUCACGGGCUUCUGCUCCGCCUGCCUCCUCGAGCGGCUCUCCGUCGCGGCACUCCCGGCGGCGACGCCUCCCGCUCUCCCUUCACCUCCUCCUCCUCCGCCCCCGCCGCUGGAGGGGAGGACCACGCUGCUCCGCCUCUUCCAGCUGCACGACCAGCAGGACCGCCCUCCGUCCCAGCAGCAGCAGGAGGCGCCGCCGCAGCUGCAGCGGAAGCGCUCCCUCCGCCAGUCGUGCGAGUGGAUGGUCUGCUGCGAGCACGGCACCGGCGCCGACUCCUCCUGGCUCCCCUCCCGCCAGUCCUGGGACGCCAACGACCCAGCCUCUGCCUCCACAUCCGCCGCAGCCGCGCCCAGCACGAGCACCGCUGCCUCAGCUUCCCACCUCGUCCUCCACUCCAACUCCAAGGACAUGCCGUGGUGGGAGCGCACCCGCAGGGCCGCCCACCCGAUCAGGGGCCUCCUCCGCAGGUCGCUGUCCUCACACUCAUGGAGGGACACGGACGCGCCGGCGAGGUCCCGGAUGCAGGGUGUAGCGGCCAGGAUCAACGGCGGCGGCAGCCACUCCGUUUCGUCCUCCGCCGGCGGGGUCGACUCUGAGGUGUCGCCCGCGGACUCGCUCCACGCCCAGCACCUACAUAGCGGCGCUCGCCAUGGCAGCGGCUCCCUGGCCAGGCGGUUCUACUGGCUGGGACGCAGCCGCAGCGUCCACUACAGCGAGGAGGAGGAGCCGAGGAGGAGCCCCGGCACCGGGAUGCUGCGCUUCAAGAGCCAUGGGAGGCGCCUCAACCUCUUUGCUACGCAGAGACAUCACCAACAAUGAUAGCUACCUAAUCUCUCUUGCUUCGUGUUGAUAAUUCGUCUCACUCUUUCUACUCCUAUGUUGUAUGUUAUACAAGAAUAAAUCAACUGCUCAACUCAGAUAACAAAAAAGAACCUGAUGAUAGCUAGCUGACCAUGUUUGUUAGCUUUUCAAAGUGAUGACUGAAGGAAUGGUGGACACACUAUGCUGUUUCGCCGUGGUUGGAAAAUUAUCCUUGAAUGGAUUCCUCUUGUCUAUAACUGAUAAA
Lolium perenne is the source of this 1251-nucleotide messenger RNA. RefSeq lists its product as uncharacterized. The record is from RefSeq and is a predicted model, not a curated record. Lineage: Eukaryota; Viridiplantae; Streptophyta; Magnoliopsida; Poales; Poaceae.